UGCUGUUCAUCAUGUCCAUCCGUCAUUGUUCAACCCCGAAAAACCUGCAAACGACAGCAGAAAUACGUGAAAUCACACCCAAAAAUUCACGGUAUUUCGUGAGGGAUUUCUCUUCUCCUCCCAAUCCCCAAUCACCGAUCAACAAGGUAACCAGGGAGGAGAGGAGAAGAUAGCGAAGUGAAAGAAUUGAUCAUAUGGUGACCAAUCAGGACCUCGAGAUGGUGGAAGAGGAGGAUCAGACGAUGUACUUGGGGAACGCGGCGUCGGCGCCGUCUAGCCCACGUGAGCGAGGGGAUGAGCAUGUGGUGGAGGAGAUCCUUGAGAUCAUUGAAUCAGUGAAGGCGAUUGGUGUCAUAGUGAGGAGGAUGAAGCUUUUCUUGCCGCUGUUGGAAGAGAUUAGAGACGUCGACAAGGCAGCGGUCCCGGAGGCCGCGGUCGGGUGUUUGAAGAAGCUGAGGAGGGCGUUUCGGUCCGCCAGGAAGUUCUUGAAGUUGUGUCAUGCGGGCAGCAAGAUUUACCUGACGUUGGAAACUGAGGCCAUGAUGGUGAGGUUGCAUGGUGUGUAUGAAAAGAUAAGCCAAGCUUUGGAAGGAAUGGCGUAUGAGGAGCUUGGAAUUGCUGAAGAAGAGAAAGAACAGGUUGAGUUGCUGCGGGUGCAACUAACAAGAGCCAAAAGAAGAACCGAUACUCAAGACAUGGAACUGACGAUGGAUUUGAUGGUGGUGCUGUCGACAAACGAUGACAGAAAUACGGAUAUUGCCAUCAUAGAGAGGCUGGCGAGCAAGCUAUCUUUACAUACUGCUGAAGAACUGCACCAAGAAACUUUAGCCAUAAGAAAACUUGUUAAAGAAAGACAGGGCCUUAGUGCAGAGAGCACAGAACAAAUUGUAAAUCUCCUGAACAAAUUCAAGAGAGUAGCUGGUGUUGCAGAAGAUGGCAUUCUGGACGAUUCCGAUGUGCCUAAAAAUCUGAUUAAAUGCAUGUCCAUUGCUGUUCCUAAUGAGUUUUUGUGCCCGAUAACGUUAGAGAUGAUGACAGAUCCUGUUAUUGUUGCAACAGGACAGACAUAUGAAAGGGAAAGCAUACAGCAAUGGUUGGAUUCCAAUCAUCGAACCUGUCCAAAAACCGGGCAGACUUUGUCACAUUUGUCACUAGCCCCAAACUUUGCUCUCAAGAACUUAAUUCUACAAUGGUGUGAGAAGAACAACUUUCAACUCCCAAAGAAGGUGGUUCCUGCAGGUGCAAGUGCAGUUUCAGAGAAUUGCUUGACUACAGAACUCGAGAAAAUCUCGUCGUUGGUCCAAAGCCUAUCAUCGAGCAAAUUAGACGAGCAGAGAGAGGCUGUGAAGAGGAUUCGAAUGCUAUCGAAAGAGAGCCCGGAAAACAGAACUCUGAUUGCAAAGGCCGGUGGUAUUCCACUUCUCGUGCAACUUUUGUCCUAUCCCGAUUCAAGAAUCCAAGAACAUGCUGUUACAGCUAUUUUGAACCUCUCCAUAGAUGAAUCUAACAAGAAACUGAUAUCUAAUGAAGAGCCAAUUCCUGCCAUCAUAGAGGUCUUGCAGAAAGGAACAGUUGGAGCCAAAGAGAACUCUGCUGCAGCAUUGUUCAGCCUGUCAAUGAUCAACGAAAACAAAGUCACAAUUGGACUCUUAAACGGUAUUCCUCCAUUGGUCGAUUUGCUAAAAACCGGAACAAUAAGAGGGAAGAAGGAUGCCGUUACUGCACUGUUCAACCUCUGCCUCAACCCCGCCAAUAAGACCAGGGCCAUCGAAGCUGGGGUCGUUGCAGCGUUGCUGAAAAUACUUGACGACAAGAAGCUGGAUAUGGCUAAUGAGACGCUCUCCAUAUUGCUGAUUCUUGCAUCGUGUCCAGAGGGGAGACGAGAGCUCGGACAGCUUCAGUUUAUAGAAACUCUGGUAGGUCUGAUACGGGACGGUUCUCCCAAGAACCAAGAAUGUGCCAUCGCGGUUCUGCUGGAGCUCGGAUCAAACAACAGUAAUCUUAUUCUUGCAGCACUGCAAUAUGGUGUGUAUGAACAUUUGUUUGAGGUUUCUAAGAAUGGUACUGAGAGAGGUCAGAGGAAAGCCAACUCAAUGCUCAAGCUGAUGAGUAAGGCUGAACAAAUCCCAUGAAACAACAAACAGAUUGUUCAAAAGAAAAACACAAGAACUUGUCAAUGAAAAAUUGUGUUUUUUCAGCAUUCAGAUUUUUAAGAGUAGGUGUGUUGUUAGAUACCAGUGAUCAGUUUUUUAACAACAUGAUUCAUGCUUUCCAGAGAUUGGUUAGUUUUCUGGAAUAUGUCCUAACCAUUUAUGUUUUCUUCCCAUUUUUCCUAUUUGUAGCUGACUUUUCUUCUUUUUCAGUAGAAUUAUGUGCUUGGCCAUAGAAUUAUUAAAUCUUUUGUUGCUUAA
This is a messenger RNA of Sesamum indicum (sesame), 2411 nucleotides long. Its product is annotated as U-box domain-containing protein 15. Gene Ontology annotation, biological process: protein ubiquitination; cell surface receptor signaling pathway. The record is from RefSeq and is a predicted model, not a curated record. Lineage: Eukaryota; Viridiplantae; Streptophyta; Magnoliopsida; Lamiales; Pedaliaceae. Gene Ontology annotation, molecular function: protein binding; ubiquitin-protein transferase activity.